Anolis carolinensis (green anole) is the source of this 2867-nucleotide messenger RNA. RefSeq names its product serpin family E member 1 (gene serpine1). The record is from RefSeq and is a predicted model, not a curated record. Lineage: Eukaryota; Metazoa; Chordata; Lepidosauria; Squamata; Anolidae. Gene Ontology annotation, molecular function: serine-type endopeptidase inhibitor activity. Gene Ontology annotation, biological process: negative regulation of vascular wound healing; negative regulation of plasminogen activation. The coding region runs from base 214 to 1473 and encodes 419 amino acids. The transcript is spliced from 9 exons.
GCGCCCACACGUGUCCCGGCGCCCCUCCGCCCCCUCCUCUCGCGGGAUCCGGGGCCUUUCGGGGCUUCUUCCUCGACAGAUAGGGGCGAGGGGAGGGGGUCGCCUAGUGGAUGGACUGGGUCCGGGUGGGCUUAGCUGGAGGCCGGGGGGGGGGGGGAAGGGAGGGAGGGAGCGGAGUGGUCAUUCCUUUGGGAUGUGUGGUCGAAGGCUUGCAUGGCCGGCAUCGCUGGGUUGCUGAUGCGACCUCCGACCCAGCUCCUGGCCUUGGCCUGGGCCUUCCUGCUGGCCUUGACCUGUGCGGCCCCCUCGGCCCCCUCCCCCCCAGUCCUGCGCUUGGGCCUCCGGACCACCGACUUGGGGGCCCGGCUCUUCCGUGAGGCGACGUCCGCGGCCUCCUCCCGGCACCGGAACCUGGCCUUCUCUCCCCCGGGCGUGGCCUCGGUGCUGGCCAUGCUGCAGGCGGCGUCCGGCGGAGGGACCCGCAGCCAGAUCGAGGCCGGCGCUGGUUUCCGGCUGCGAGAGCGUGGGGUCCCCCGAGCCCUGCGGCAGCUGCAGAAGGCGCUGACGGAGCCCCGGCCAGAGGAAGAGGCGGAGGCGGUGACCGUGUCCACGGCAGAUGCCCUCUUUGUCCAGCGGGACUUGGUCCUGAAGGCCGGGUUCCUGCCAAGCUUCCAGCGGGUCUUCCGCCAAGCGGUCAAGCAAGUGGACUUCAUGGAGCCAGACCGUGCCCGCAGCAUCAUCAACGCCUGGGUGGAGAAGCACACUGAGGGCAUGAUCCAGGGCUUCCUGCGCGAAGGGCUGCUUGACCAGCUGACCCGGCUGCUGCUGGUGGACGCCAUCCACUUCCAGGGCCAGUGGGCGCUGCCCUUCCCGGAGGCCUCCACCCGGCGGCGCCUCUUCCACAAGCUGGACGGCAGCACCGUCUCCGUCCCCAUGAUGCAGCAGACUGCCCGGUUCAACUACGGCGAAUUCUCCACCCCGGAGCACAUGGAGUAUGACGUCAUUGAACUGCCCUACCAGGGGGAGGCCCUCAGCAUGCUCAUUGCAGCCCCCUUCGAGGUGGACGCCCCGCUCUCUGCCCUGACCGCCAUCCUGAGUGCCCAUCUGGUGGACCAAUGGAAGAGCAACAUGACGCGGGUCACCCGCCUCCUGGUCCUGCCCAAGUUCUCCUUGGAGAGCGAGCUGGACCUGAGGCGCCCCCUGGAGGCGCUGGGCAUGACCGACAUGUUUGACGCCCGCAAGGCCGACUUCAGCAGCCUCUCAGAUGAGGAGCCCCUCUUUGUGGCCCAGGCCUUGCAGAAGGUGAAGAUCGAGGUGAACGAGAGCGGGACCAAGGCCUCUGCCGCCACAGCCGCCAUCGUCUAUUCCCGAAUGGCUCCCCUGGAGAUGGUCCUGGACAGGCCCUUCCUCUUCCUGGUGCGGCACAACCCCACAGGCACGGUGCUCUUCAUGGGGCAAGUGAUGGAGCCCUGAGGGACCCCAAUGCCUUGGCAUCUCGCACUUGGAGGACCUCCCCCCUUUCCUCAAACUGGAUCCCGUCCUGGCCUCCCACCUGGCUGCUCAACCGUGAAGCCGGAGUUCGUCCAUUGCCUCUGAACUUCUGUACCCCACCAGAGCCUUCCUUGCACUACACUAGCAACCAGGCCUGUAGCAAGGGGGGGGGGGGGUUUAGGGGUUCAAACCCCCCCAAAAUUUUUCAAGUUAUAAAAAAAACCUGGUUUACUCAUGAAUUUUAACUGGUUAACCAAAUCCCCAUGCUAAGUCUAUGAGACGCAAAACAUUAAGAGUCCCUCCAGGCACUACUAUCUCAAGCAGAAAUUGACAGGUUUGUAGCGGGGAGAGGUAUGUGCUAGGGGUUCAACCCCCCCCCCCCCCGAAAUUUUCAAAACCCCUCCCGAAUUUUUUUUCUGGCUACGGCCCUGCUAGCAACACAAAAUACCCUUUUAGGAGCAGCAGUAUCCACUGAAAUACCCCCCCUGCAAAGCCUUUUGACUAUUAAGGGGGUGAGGCACUGCUGUUCGAGGCAAAAACAAACUGCUGGGUGAAUCAGGCCUGGCACCGGAGCCAGAGACUAUAGCAAUGUUUACAUGGAGCAGGCCAGGCAUCUGUCCGUCCAGCUCCAUCCUUUUGUGUGUUUCUGCCCAUGUGACUCGAGGGCGGUGUGAUUCCCCUUUUGGGGAGGGGCUUCCUGUUCUCUUGCUGGAAAUAAACAAAUGGGGUGGGGGCUGGGGGGGAGGGAUUGUCUCCACCUGCACCUUGAGGGAAAAAACAGCAGGAAGCCAUCUCUGACAAUGAGUCAUCUGUUUGCACUGCGUGCCAGAUACAUCUUGAGUUGGGUGUGUGUAUGUAUGAGUGUGAGUGUGAGUGACAGGAGCGGGGUACCCAUGCCUAUAUUGACUGGACCUUAUUGCAGAAGUGGGUUUUGCUUGCAAAGAAGGGCUCCGGCUACAACCCCCAUGUUUUGCUGUGAUGACUCAACAAUGUUGUUAUGAGGCCGAGCACUUUGUCCUUUUUUCUGGCAGCUUUGAAGGCCUAGAAGAGUUUCUAGUUAAUGAUGGAAUGGCACCAGAAUUGCUGAGCCAAGCACUAAGGGGGGGGGGGGUGUUGGACGAUGCCAGCCUUCAGCCCUCCCUCCAGGUGUUUUGGACUGCAACUCCCACAAUUCCUAACCGCCGGUAGGCGGUUAGGAAUUGUGGGAGUUGCAGUCCAAAACACCUGGAGGGCCCAAGUUCCAGCCUCACGAAUCAAUAUUUAUAAAAAAUUCUAUACGGAGAUGUGGUUAUUUUUUCACUUUUAUGCCAAAGCUGUACAGAAAUAUGGUUUUAUAUUUGUAUACGUGGAUGAAUAAAUAUAUGGAUCUAUUUCUA